CCCAGAGUUCCUCGCGUGCAGGUGGCAGCCUCCGCCCGCAGCGCGCGGCGACUCCGGAAGUCCCGUGCAGGGCCCGGUGGGCCCUGAGCCUGGGCGGCUAUGGCAGUGGCUACCGUGGCGGCACUACUGGCCGCACUGGGUGGGACCCUGUGGCUGGCGGCCCGGCGGUUCGUGGGGGCCGGCGUCCAGCGGCUGCACGGAGGCGGGAACGCCGGCCUCAUGCACGGGAAGACCGUACUGAUCACGGGGGCCAACAGCGGCCUGGGCCGCGCCACGGCCGCCGAGCUGCUGCGCAUGGGGGCGCGGGUGAUCAUGGGCUGCCGGGACCGCGCGCGCGCCGAGGAGGCGGCGGGUCAGCUCCGCCGCGACCUCCGCCAGGCCGGGGGCCCCGAGCCGGGCCCUGACGCCUGCGGGGCGGGCGAGCUCGUCAUCAAGGAGCUGGACCUCGCCUCGCUGCGCUCGGUGCGCGCCUUCUGUCAGGAGAUGCUCCAGGAAGAGCCCAGGCUGGACGUCCUGAUCAAUAACGCAGGGAUCUUCCAGUGCCCUUAUACAAAGACAGAAGAUGGCUUUGAGAUGCAGUUUGGAGUGAACCAUCUGGGGCACUUCCUACUCACCAAUCUUCUCCUUGGACUCCUCAAAAGUUCAGCGCCCAGCAGAGUUGUGGUAGUGUCUUCCAAACUUUAUAAAUACGGAGACAUCAACUUCGAAGAUUUGAACAGUGAGCAAAGCUACAAUAAAAGCUUUUGUUACAGUCGGAGCAAACUGGCUAACAUUCUUUUUACCAGAGAACUAGCCCGCCGCUUAGAAGGCACAAAUGUUACUGUCAAUGUUUUACACCCUGGCAUUGUGCGGACUAAUCUAGGGAGACACAUACACAUUCCACUGUUAGUCAAACCACUUUUCAAUUUGCUGUCGUGGGCUUUCUUCAAAAGCCCAGUGGAAGGUGCCCAGACGUCGGUCUAUUUGGCCUCUUCACCGGAGGUCGAAGGUGUGUCAGGAAAGUACUUCGGGGAUUGCAAAGAGGAAGAGCUACUGCCGAAAGCCAUGGAUGAGUCUGUUGCAAGGAAGCUCUGGGAUAUCAGUGAAGUAAUGGUUGGCAUAUUAAAAUAGACACAAGUUGUGUAAGAGCUAUUUAUAAAACUGGUCAUCAGUUACAUCUGUGAUCAGGAAUGGGGUGUGGCCUGAGCACUUGUUACUUGAAAACAAUUUUGGUUUCACAUAGUACUGCUAGAAAGUACAUAAGGAUAUGUGAAGUUAUGAAAAAGUUAUGUUUUGAAAAACUAAAUUUCAGAAAAGAUGUUAUAAAUAAUAAACAUAAGUAUAAUGAACAACACAAUUAUAUAUUUUUUAAAAUUGUAAUUGAAAAAGCAUGGAUUACAAACGUUACUUAAAAGAGACACCUUGAGAAGCUUUAAAAAUAUCUUUGAGUUUCAUGGCCAAACUGUUAAAUAUUUCUAUUAUAAUGCUGGUAUGGAAAUAAUAUGCCUGGUGUGUGUACACAGUUCUUACUUGAAAUAAAUUGAUGAAAAUUC
This is a messenger RNA of Hipposideros armiger (great roundleaf bat), 1532 nucleotides long. It is a transcript of the gene RDH14, whose product is annotated as retinol dehydrogenase 14. Bases 100 to 1110 code for a protein of 336 amino acids. NCBI's taxonomy places the organism in Eukaryota, Metazoa, Chordata, Mammalia, Chiroptera, Hipposideridae. The record is from RefSeq and is a predicted model, not a curated record. The transcript is spliced from 2 exons.